This is a messenger RNA of Brenthis ino (lesser marbled fritillary), 4224 nucleotides long. The record is from the annotation of a GenBank genome assembly. Lineage: Eukaryota; Metazoa; Arthropoda; Insecta; Lepidoptera; Nymphalidae.
AUGCCAAUCUUCAUGGUGAACGGUUUCGAAGUUAAAUCGCUGCUGCUCAUGGCAAGUUACACGCUAUUUCCGUCAACCUUAAAACCGUUUCCUAAUUAUCAUAUAAAACAAUGUCCUCCAACUAGAGACGGAGCUCUUAACGUGCAUAUCAUACCGCACUCCCACAUGGACGCAGGGUGGGUGAAGACUUUCGACCAAUAUUAUCAUGGAACUAAAUCUAGCAUCAGUACUGCAAACGUCCAAUUAAUCUAUCACUCAGUCCUCUCAGAGCUGUUACACGACAAAAGAAGGAAGUUCACCUUCUCAGAAACUGGAUAUUUCUGGCGAUGGUGGAAGGAGCAGCGUGGAACCACUCGGUCUACAUUCAGAUCUCUGGUAGCUGAAGGUCGGAUACAGUUUGCUGGUGGUGGCUGGGUACAGGCCGAUGAAGCCACUGUGGACUAUCUCCAACUCCUCGACCAAUAUACUUGGGGACUGAGGAAACUCAAUGACACGCUAGGACCUUGUGGUACACCCAAAGCUGCAUGGCAAGUGGACACAUACGGACAUACAAAAGAACAUAGCUCCUUACUGGCUCAGAUGGGGUUUGAUGGUCUUUUUAUAGGUAGAGUGGACCAUAAAGAAAGAGAAGCGAUGCUUGAAGAAGAUAGAAUGGAAUUUAUGUGGAAGGGAAGUGACGUUCUUGGUAAAAUGUCGGAUAUACUAACACACACAUUAUAUAAUCUAUACAACGCUCCAGACGGCUUUUGCUUUGACUUACUUUGCAGUGACGAACCUAUUGUCGAUGACCCCGAUAGCUCUGUGUACAAUGCUGAUAUACGGGUAAACACAUUCAUAUCGCAAGUAGAAAAACAAGCAAAAUACUACGAUCAUGAUAAUAUUAUGGUGACCAUGGGCGGAGAUUUUACUUACCAAAGCGCCGCAAAUUGGUUUAUGAAUAUAGACAAAUUGAUAAAUCACGUGACAGCACACCGAGCUAAUAUUUCAGAUAUAAAUAUAUUUUACUCUACACCAUCUUGCUAUUUGAAAGCUAUUUACUUAUAUGGAAGAAGAGAUAAAGCUUUAUAUACAGAAAAGGGCGACCAUUUGCCAUAUGGAAGUGACGUAAAUACGUAUUGGACUGGAUUUUACACUUCUAGACCGAGUCUUAAGUUUUUGGCAAUGAGAGCUCACGUAUUUUUACAGAUAGUAAAACAACUCUCAGUAUUAUCACGUAUGGGCGAUUCAUAUGAAUUGCAUCUAUUACGACACUCAGUCGGUUUGAUGUUACAUCACGAUGCUAUAACAGGAACUAGUCAACAGCAAGUAGCGAAUGAUUUUAUCAAAAUAUUAUCUGAAGCUAUAGACGCUUGCACGAAGAAAGUUUCACAGUUUUUAAGUGUUCUAACACCAACAUGGGGUGGAAGCAGGCGACCAAAGAAUUCUCAACAGUUUAUAGUAUGCCAUCAAUUAAAUAUGAGUCAGUGUAGGUUUACAGAGACUCAAGAAUCCAUACUUCUCAUUGUUUACAAUCCUCUCAGCAUCAAGACCUACCACCACAUACGUUUGCCAACCAUUGCUCUACAUUACUCUAUAAGGGAUUUUAAGGACGAAGACGUUGAGUAUCAGCUAGUGCCACUACCAGCGGCUGUAAUAAAUCUACCAGGACGAUCUUCCACUGCAAUACAGGAGAUAUUUUUUGAAGCAGAAAAUAUACCACCUAUGGGUUUCACCACAUAUUACAUGUCCAGUAUAAGAGAUCAACUAGCGGAAGGUGAAUUUUCAAAAAAAUCUCAAAAUCCAGAAAUAGAACAAGAAUUUCUGCCAUUUAUUUCUAACGAAUACAUAAAAGUGACCGUUAACAAAACAACCGGUCUCCUGGAAUCGAUCCAACAUGUAGACGGGAUAAAAAUGAGUAUAUCACAAAAUUGGUACUAUUACAGUCAAGUGCAGAAUAUUCAAAACUCUGGCGUUUACAGCUUUAGACCUGCCCAAGAAAAACCCAUAUCCGUAACAGAUACGGUGAUGUACCAUACGAUAAGAGGGUCGUUAGUAAAAGAAAUAAGACAGAGAUUCACUGAUUGGAUCACGCAAAUAAUAAGAUUGUAUCGCGGCGAAGAGUUCGUUGAAAUUGAAUGGAUUAUUGGUCCUGUGCCUAUUGGAAAUGAUCUUGGUAAAGAAGUAGUUACCAUUUUCAAAUCAAACAUUACAAAUAACGGUAUAUUCUACACGGACUCUAACGGCAGACAAAUGAUCAAACGGUCUUGUUUAAAUGAAUCUUCCGGUGGGACAAGCAAACGUAAAUUAGCCGCUUGCCAAUAUCCUGUGAGGAAAAUAUGCUUGGAAAACAGUAGAGACGGUCUCUGCGUUCUCACUGAUAGAGCUCAAGCUGGCACUUCUUAUAACGAUGGAGAGAUUGAAUUAAUGGUUCACAGAAGACUUUUAACUGAUGAUGGAUUUGGUCUAGAGGAAGCUUUAAAUGAAGAAGAGUUUGGUCUAGGAUUGGUGGUGCGAGGCAAGCACAGGAUAUUUGUAGGUAGCCACAAACAGGAUGUGGACGAUCUUUCGUUCUUUGAAAGAGCAUCUCAAAUGUACAGAAGAUGGGUGUACGAGCCCUGGUUAUUCUUAACACAAGGAGAGAAGAUUAGUAGACGAAAGUGGCAAAAUGUUAGAAAUAAAAGGUUCACAGGUCUUCGUCUUCACGGUCUUCCUCAUCACAUUCAUAUUUUGACUUUGGAGCCUUGGAAAGGAGGUUCCGUACUUUUGAGAUUAGAAAACACUCUUGAAAAGAGUCAUGGACCACCAAACCUUGGCGGUAAUCUACCGAACCCAAGUCUUAUAACAGUGGAUCUCAAGAAGAUAUUCCUCUUCAUCAUCACGAGGGUUGAGGAGACCACGUUAGGUGCCAACCAGUGGCUUCAGCAGGCCAGACAAAUGGACUGGAGUUCUCGAUACGUGUACAAUGGUGGUGAUGAUGGUAUUCUUCCUGAAGAUAACCCAGAUUAUAUAGAUGAGUUAAAAAUGAGUAAGCAAGAAGAUAAGGAAAAUGACCCAUAUUCAGAUGAAGAAAAUUAUUCAAGAGGAAAUUCUAAGCAAGGACAGCUAAGAAAGAAAUUGAGGACAAAAAAUAAAUUUAGUAUUAAAAACAGGCGAAAGAGAUCCACUAAUAUAUCAGAAAAUAGUAUAGAUGAUACUAAAUAUGGCAAUGAAACAGACGGAGACAAUGUAUAUAAAAAUACUAUAUUACGCAAUGAAAGUGUUACUGUGAAACCAGAAAUUAUCAAAAAUAUCACCAAAACUUCUAGAAAAUUUACCACACUGAAAACUACAAGAAUGCCUGCUAUACAUUUUGAAAUACCAAAAAAAGGUUUUGUCGGAUAUAGCAGAGAAGACGACGAAGGUUUAUUUCAAGAAGAUUUUCCACCGAAAUUGAAGAAGAGACGAAAUAAGAGGAGAAAUAGAACAAGUCUUAACUGUGAAGAGACUGAUGGUUUCGACGACGGCGUAACAAAAUCUAUGUAUGAAAUGUAUUACAAAGUUAAGUCAAGAGAGAAAUCUUUUAAAUCAUAUUUACGAAGUUCAGAAGAAUAUAAGGAACAAUCUAGAAUAAAUAAUAGAAAAAGAAAUAAUGGCAUUACUUCUAGAAGGAAAAAUAAAACUUAUAGGGAUCAAACAAAUUCUGAUGAGGGUAUUUCUUCUAGAACAUUUAGAAAAGUUAAUUCUGAAGAACAUACACGUAGAACAAACAGGAAAUUUAGAGUUGAUAAUAAAAACACCCAAAAAUUACGAAAAAGCAGAAGAUUAAAGAAAGAUUAUUCUGGCGAAAAUACUUCUAGAAGUAAAAGAAGGAAAGAUCCCGCUGUUGGAAUGCCGUUUAUUACUGAAAAUCAUGACGGAGAAAAUAAGAAAGGGAGAAAAAGAGAGAAAUAUAGAGAACAAGAAUACAGAGGAAGAGUUUAUCCAAGAGAAGAAUCGAAAUCUCGAAAGAGGCGUAUAGAAGAUGCUGAUGCAUCUCAAGAAGAAGAAAUGAGUUCUCCAGAAGAAGAAGUAGAUAACGAAGAAGAUCAAUUUAUUGAAAGGAAAAAACGAGCAAUUGCUGAGCAUCCUGAAAAUUCUGAGCAUUCUGAGCAUCCUGAGCAUUUUGAACAAUCAGAGCAAGAUCAAGAAGAUUUCUUAAUCACUCUACGUCCUACACAAAUUCGUACUUUUAUAAUAUGGUUUGAGAAAAAGAAAUCUUACACGUUA